This is a messenger RNA of Arctia plantaginis, 1221 nucleotides long. The record is from the annotation of a GenBank genome assembly. NCBI's taxonomy places the organism in Eukaryota, Metazoa, Arthropoda, Insecta, Lepidoptera, Erebidae.
AUGUGUUGUUUACUUACGGGGGUCGUGAAUGCCCCCUCUUCGAAUUCAGCAGUAGUUGGUGUUCAGCGCUUCGCAAGGAUGGCGCGCGUCCAUACUACUGCGCAACUGGCCUGCCUCGCGACUAUACUGAUAACGCAAGGUACGUUGUGUCAGCGCAACCCAAUAAAGGAGGCCCUAUAUAUAGACGAGGCUUUCAGCAACGCUACGUUUGAAGACUGCGUGUGGAGAAGGGAGAAAGAAUCGUGUCCAGAUCCUGAUGUAAACUUACACUUGUACACCGAGUCGGAACCAUACAAGCACGUCGUAGACUUGAGCAGUGAGGACUGGCUCCGUCAGAAUAGCUGGGAUCCGACGCACGAGACGAUUCUGCUCGUACAUGGGUACGCCGGGGGUGAUGAUACAUUGCCUAUCACUGUGCUUAGAGAUGCGUACAUCCGACGUGGCGGUUACAAUGUUUUUAUGCUAGACUGGGGAAGUCUCUGCCAGCCUCCUUGCUACGUAGCAGCAGUCCAUAACCUUCGACCCGUAGCCCGGUGUAUAGCUGAGGCACUGGGAGUGCUUCGCCACGGUGGGCUCAGGACUGACAAGUUUACAUGCGUGGGACAUUCGCUUGGAGCUCACAUGUGUGGAAUUAUAGCGAAUUAUUUGACGUUUAGGAUUAACAGAAUUAUUGGCUUAGAUCCUGCCCGCCCCUUAAUUCGCUCAGCGCCUGCUUUACGUCUGGAUCCUGGCGAUGCCCGUGCCGUUCACGUGCUGCACACCAACGCAGGAAGAUAUGGUGAAGCAGCUCGUUUGGGGCAUGCUGACUUCUGUCUCAAUGGAGGAAGGAGUCAGCCCUAUUGUGAAGAUACGCCCAACGAGGCCCUCUGCAGCCAUAUCUGGUCAAUCUGCUACCAGGCGGAGAGCUUGUUCCGAGCGCGUGCAGCGGCCCCGUGCGGCCGGCGAUGCUCAGUGCGCGUGGCGCCCGCCCGUGCUUCUGCACUGCCCGUGCCCAUCGGACAACCCGCCCCCAUGACUGCAUUUGGCGCGUAUUGUCUGGAGGACUUCACGACGCCGUUCUGUCCGCACACGUCGGGGCUACUCGAGGGCGACGAGCGCUGCUGCCUGGACGAGCUGUACGCGGCGGCAGCCACCACCGAGCCGCCGCGUCGCCGCCCCUCGCGCCCGCGCCCGCUGCGCCUGCGCGCGCCGCCGCUACUGCGCGACGGGACCAACAACUAA